Molecule: messenger RNA, 1339 nt
Organism: Amoebophrya sp. A120
Lineage: Eukaryota; Dinophyceae; Syndiniales; Amoebophryaceae
Source: the annotation of a GenBank genome assembly
AGCUGUUUCAGUUCCUGUGUAAUUCCUACGGCUUGUUGGGCGGGGAGUUUCGCGACGCUUUGAAGUCUGCCUGGGCCACCGCCCCGGAAGAGAAUCGCACUCCUGCGCAGGUCUUCAGAGAGCUAACGGAAUUGGUGGAAAAAGAGUUGAGCCUUGCGGGUGCGCAUAAUAUCAUGUCUGAGGAGCAUUUCGCGUGUUCGCGUCGCGCAACAUUGGAGCGUCUCGCAAGAGCGAAAGACGCCCAAGCGCUUGCAGCCAGCCAUUUAGAGGACCUCGAAGCUAUGGCGUCGGGGGUUGAGGCUGGCGGCCCCGUCCGCUUUUUCGGUCUCGUCGGCGGCUUCGGUUUCUUCGAUGGGCUGAAAACGGAGACCCGGGUGGGCUGGUCCCAAAAAGCCCUCGACGAUUUUGCGGACCAGUACGCUUCUGAGGAGUAUCAGAACGAUUACAACCGUGUCAGGCACGGAAUCAAUAGGAAAGGUGGACAACCUCUCUACAGAGCCAAUAGGAAAGGUGGACAAUCUCAAUCUAUAGUGGGCGAGGCCUCGCUACCAGAAGGCAAAUCUAAGUUCGAACAGCUUGUGCUUAAGCAGCUGAGGAGCGAUAUGGCCAUGACGGUGAAAGAUAUCAAGACAGCGGAGAAAUGGUUGAACAAAGGGCGCUAGUAGAUGUAGACUUCUUCGACUCAAACUCAUGGCCCACCAGAGUGGGGGGUUGCCCUUGCCGCACUUUUACGUAUGGACAUGGAGGCGUAGGCCCGAGAAAUAAAGCCGUGCCUUUUACUUGUAAGUACUACGAUCAUCUUCUUUCGAAGAAUUUUUUGCGCACAACAUCCAAAAGAGCACUGCGACAUCAAAGCAGAGCUUUGCAAGUUUAUCUACGGUCAAGCCGUAGCAAGGAGCUCCUACGGUUUUCUUGUAAAGAAGAAAAAAGUGAAGAUGCUUGCGAGGAGCCGGCGGUGAAGUGGUGCGGAAUGAAGGAGGGUUUUUUUGAUCUUGAUCGAGAACUACUAGCGUUUUCGUCUUGGGCGAUGCAGCGAAAAAACGCGACGAUGAAAAAGGAGAACGACGUUCAAAAAAGGUCUGCCCGGCUCUCCGCAAUUUGUUUCCGGUCACGAAAAAACUGCACCACGCACUACCGAACCACGAACGCAGCGCCGUUUUUGCGUUUUUUAUUCCUUUCGGGGUAAGCAGCAGCUACUAAAAGAACUCCGGUAGCAGGAUAAUUUAGUGCAGCCUGAAGUUCAGGCAGCAGGUACAGGAUGAUAACUCAGAUAGCAGCAGUUACUAGAAAAAUUCAGCACGACCUGGAGUUCAGGUAACUGGAUAGGCAGCAGCAGCUC